Molecule: messenger RNA, 411 nt
Organism: Vicia faba (fava bean)
Lineage: Eukaryota; Viridiplantae; Streptophyta; Magnoliopsida; Fabales; Fabaceae
Source: the annotation of a GenBank genome assembly
AUGGUUUGUGGUUCUUGUAGACGUCUGCUUUCGUAUCCAUCAGGUCAUUUCUUCCCUGCAGCUGAUCAGGUCGGGCAAGUUAAGUGUGGGAGUUGUACGCUAUUGCUAAUGUAUCCAUAUGGCGCUUCACAGGUCAGGUGUUCAUCAUGCCGGUUUGUGACAGAAAUCGGGGCAAUCAAAGACACUAUUAAGAAGAUGUUUAAGGACAAUUACCUCAACUUAUACACAACUGAUGUGGAUACUACAGGUUGGAUACACACCAAGUGUGGCUUUCCAAGCAUGGAAGAAAGCAUAUUAGAUCAGUUGAAUGAAGAGUUGAAAGAGAAAAUAAAGAAUGAUGUUUAUGACAUGGCUCCUUGGAAAUCUCCAAGUCCAGAUGGAUACCGUGUAGGCUUUUAUCAAAACUCUUGA